CCACCACACAUAUACUUCUUCCUCCACUUUUCUCUCCACGUUUUGUCCUUUAACACAACAUAACACAGUCACUCACACACACACACACAAACAAACUAAGAAGCCUUUUGGUCUGAAUCUGGUACCCUAAAUACACAAGAAAACAAUGGAGUCGUUAAAGCUAUUCAUCUCUCUCUUUCUCUUCUCUUUCUUAUCUUUCUUCUUAGGUGCUGAAUCUGAUCAUCUUCAGCAUAGUGACUUGAAGCGUUUGAAACCGAAUAGGUUGUUCGUGUUCGGAGAUUCAUAUGUAGACACCGGAAACAUAAGGAAGUCUCUCUCCGAUUCCUGGAAAGUUCCUUACGGCGUCAGUUUUCCCGGACAUCCCUCAGGUCGUUUCUCCGACGGCCGCGUCGCCACGGAUUUUCUAGCAAGAUACUUGGGGAUAAAGUCACCGAUGCCCUACACGUGGAGGAAUUACGCGGGAAAGGAACGGCUGUUGUACGGAAUGAAUUACGCGUACGGAGGGACAGGAGUGUUCAAGACUCUAAAUAAUCCAUUGCCAAACAUGACAACUCAGAUUGAUUAUUUCCAAAACGUCCUCGACGCCGGAAACAUCUACUCUCCCUCCCACCUCUCCUCCUCCCUUGCUCUCGUCAGCGUCGCCGGCAACGACUACGGCACUUUCAUGCUCCAAAAACGCCCCAUGACCGAGUUCCCGGGAUUCAUCAAGCAAGUUGUUGAUCAAACUGAGGUAAACUUGAGACGCAUCCACAAGUUGGGAGUGAAGAAGGUAGCAAUGGCUUCACUGCAGCCACUCGGAUGUCUCCCUAGCAACACCGCCUUUACUUCAUUCAAACAUUGCAACGCAUCAGAUAACGCAUUCGUGAAUCUCCACAACACUUUGCUGCAUCAAGCCGUGGCCAAGCUCAACAAUGAGACCGAGCCAUCCACUUUCGUCAUUCUUGAUCUCUACGAUGCCUUCUUGACUGUCCUCAAGAACAAAAGACCGGAACUUGGGGUUACGAGGUUUGCGAACCCUUUGAAACCGUGUUGUGUCGGGGUUACAAGCAAUUACGCGUGCUCAAGCGUGGACAAGAAGGGCGAGAAGAAGUAUACAAUUUGUGAAGAUCCAAAGACUUUCUUCUUUUGGGACGUCUUUCAUCCGUCCGAAGAAGGAUGGAGAUCCGUUUACUCGGUCUUACGCGAAAAUCUCAAUGUCAGAGUUUCAAGUCGAGCUCACUGGUUCAAGUCUCAACACGUUCGAGCAGCUGGUCCAUAAUAAUAUACUAAUAGCUUGUUUUAGUAUUGGUAAUGGGUUACUAAUAAAGCGUUCAAAUUCCGUAAAAUGCCUGUUGUGAGACUAAAAAAACGUUGAAAACUGAGAAGAGCAGAUACGUACGCCGGCAACACCACCUCCAACGAUAAUGUACUUGUAGCUCUUUUCUUCAGCCAUUAAUGGAAAAAAACCCUCUUUCUCAGUUUAUUUCUGGUAACUUUAUUGGAAACUGAUUAAUUUGAUGUUUAUGUAAUGUAGAAAAGAUGAGGCUCGAAUCAAGGUUUUGUCUGUAUUUGCCUAAUAUGACUCGAUUUG
Messenger RNA from Thlaspi arvense, 1570 nucleotides. The record is from the annotation of a GenBank genome assembly. Lineage: Eukaryota; Viridiplantae; Streptophyta; Magnoliopsida; Brassicales; Brassicaceae.